Patella vulgata (common limpet) is the source of this 3749-nucleotide messenger RNA. RefSeq names its product B-cell receptor CD22-like. Gene Ontology annotation, biological process: cell-cell adhesion. Bases 29 to 958 code for a protein of 309 amino acids. Gene Ontology annotation, molecular function: cell adhesion molecule binding. Lineage: Eukaryota; Metazoa; Mollusca; Gastropoda; Patellidae. The transcript is spliced from 5 exons. The record is from RefSeq and is a predicted model, not a curated record. Gene Ontology annotation, cellular component: cell-cell junction.
UAACACGCUAUAUCAUUUUCUCUUCAACAUGAUGAACACGUUGAUGAUAUUGGUGAUAUUUUGUCUUUUUGUAUGUUCCAUCAGUAAAGAACUAACUGGAAACUUGACAUUAAUUCGUCCAGAAAAGACAAGAUUUAUUGCUGGUCAGUCCAUUGAUAUAACGUGUAAGACGGAAGUGACGUAUACUACUACCAACAUUACGUGGUAUAUAGACACUGCAGAUAAUAAGCUAUAUGAAGAUAUAACAACGGAUAUUGAGGAUGGAGUAUCAACAAGCAGACUUAGACUAACACUGGACAAACAUCUGAAUAAUCACACUCUUUAUUGUUCAGCUUUUAAUGGUUAUGGCGAAGUUCAGACGGAUUUUCUCAAACUGGAUGUAACGUGUCUACCAACAAUCCACAUUGUAAUAGAAGCAACUUCCAUAGCCAUUGUUGAAGGGGAACAACUUUUAUUGACAUGUUCCGUUCAAGACACCAACCCUCGAGUACCACCACAUGGUUAUACUUGGAGUAGAAAUGGUAUAAAGCUGAUAGACCAAACAUCAAAUAUAUUUAAAGUGAAUUCAACAUCGUCGCGCGACACUGGUGACUAUACAUGUACGGGUAACAAUGGUAUAGGAAUAGGUAUAUCAUCACCUGUAAAGGUUAAUCUCAUUCUAUGUGUUUACGAAGUUGUUAUUGGACUCUCCGUAUGUUUGGCUUUGUUUAUGGUAUUGUCCAUUGUACUCUCCUUCGUGGUCGCAUAUCUGAUGCUAAAAAUUAGAAGGUUAACAACCUCAUCUAAAGAAGGUUCAAAUUAUGACGGACUAGAGCAGGGUAACAGAGAGGACGAUCAGUAUUCAAGUACUACUGCCUUGGUUCCCGACACAUCCCCAGAACAAAUACCAGAAUACUAUAACCAAACUUCCAAUAUUGCUGGGGCCACGGGAGAUAACUCACUUUAUGAAAACGUGUAAAGGAGACAAAACUCAACGGGAUAAAUAUCAACAGUUGUCCAGAAAAAAGCAACAACAGAUAUGACCCAAGAAUAUCUCAAAGCAGUGUAUUUUGUAACAGUGGGUGUUUGUUGAUGAGACGAUACUUUGAACGACGAAGAGAUUAAUUUUCUAAGAUUUGAUGACUGUCUGAAACUGUUUAAGAUUAUUAAAUUGUUCAUCAUACCUGUUCAUUUUGUCACGUUUUAGCAAUACGGGAAGAUUUUUUUGCCAUUCAAUCAAGUAGAGUUCUAUGUAGUGACCAAUGGUAAUUAAAAAAUCUUCUUGGGAAUUAUGGCUUUUGACUCUCAUAAUUUGGUUUGCUCUAAAUGAAGAACUCGGUGAUUUAGCUUCAUCAUACAUUAUGCAAGAGCCAAGUCUGCCUAUUGCAGGUCUUUCUUUAGGCCUGAAAUUUUAUAUAAACUAUUAAUUAGACAUUUAUUUACAAAGCGAGACCAUAAUCAACUCUCGAUGGCAUCGGAUAAUUGAGAUUUUGACUAAAUUAAAACGGUUCGUCAUUUAAAAAUUUAAUUUAAAAAUGGGAAAGCGAGGCUAAGUCUCGAAUAUACCAGUGUCAUGGUUACCACAAUGCACACAUCUUGUCAAAACUACAAACAAUGAUAACUUGGCUGAGAAUGAAGUAAUUUGAAUGAAAUUUUCAAUAUUUUCUAUUUUUAUUAUCUAUUUUUGAAUUAUUAUAGCAAGAAUGACCAACUCUUUAUUAAACUCUUAACUAAUGUAGCUUUAAUGUGCUUUCCAGCACAUGCUUUUAGUUCAUUAAUCACAAAAUAAGUUAUUCUUUCAAAUUCAAUGGUUUAGUUUUUACCGAUAUAUCUUCCACCAUACUCAUGAUAAACCAUACAAUAAAUGAUAUAUUUAGAACUGCAAUUCAUUGGCUGUAAAUAUCCCUGUAUUAGUUAUCUUAAAGAUACAUUAUGGGAGAUAAGAUAAAGAGCUGGCAGUUCUCACUAUAAUAGUUAAAAACUAGACCAUGUAAAGACAAUUUGCUGACAAUUUAAGUCAAAUUGAUCCACUGUGAACCGAGAAUUAAGCGAUUGAAAUUUCAGCCUAGCCUCGAUCAUCAUUACUAAAGUCUGUGCGAUAAAAAACAUAGUCUCGAUCAUCCAUUUCAUGAUUAAAUUAUGAAUGAACUUCGAGCAGCAAAUGGAAUCAUCUAGAGUUGAUUAUGGUCUGGCUAAGUUAAAUAAUGUCUAAUUAAUAAUUUAGAUAACAUUUUCAAACCUAAAGAAAAACCUGCAAUUGGCAGAUUUAGCCCUUGCAUAAUGUAUGAUUAAAUGAGAACCCUUUAUGUUUGUCUAUGCGUCUAGAAUAUUUCAUACUACUUCUAAUUCUGUCACUUGUUAGUAGUAUAAAGAUGAGGCGUUUUUGUGAGUCGAUUAGAUUAGGUUUUGAUUUGCUAGUACGAUUUGGUAUGAUUUCGAUUUGAUUAGCUAUGGUCCACAAAUGUGAAAUUUGAUAAUUACGAUUUGGUAAGAUGGCUGCCACCACGGACACCGAUCAGAAAAAAAAUUGUCUCUGCUAACAUGACGAGGGGGGCGUGUGUUUCACGUGUAGUCCAAGUUACCUACAGAUUACAGUGACACUGCUGGCACCCAGAGGGCCUAAAAUUGCUUAGAGCCAGAGGUGAUCUAACAUUCUUGUGGACUAUAAAGUUAACAUUAAAGGAGCUAAAUCGCUAACAUUUGGGACCUAGAAAUUGACAAAAGUGGGUCGCAAUGCAUAUAAUACUGUAAUAUGAAUGUAUAUAAACUGAUUUACAUUCAAUGGUUUCCGUUUUUACUCCAAUUUCAAAUCCGUUAUGUUCGGCGAAAUAAGCCAGCAGUCUCAAGCGAGUGCAAAUUUCUAGCGUCUGGUUAUUCCAGUUUACAUACGCCGUUUGAUUUGGUGCAAUGUGUCUAGCCUCGUCCCUCGAGUCUCUUGAUACAACUAGGACUGAAGCGCAUUAUGGUACACGAUUCGUGUACCAAUGGUAAAAUGUUUAUUUUGUCUUAAAUAUUGGAUAUCAAAAGCCCAUCUUUUCCCGUUAAGAUCACAACAUGAAUGUUGAUAUAAUUUGACAAAUAAAUCGUGUUUUCAAUGUUGAAGAUUUUGGAUGAUAUUGAGUUAGAGACUUAGCUACUUUAAACACAUCAAAUGCGUUUUAAAAAAACAUUUUUUAUGGAGAAAAACAACAAUAAGCAUUAAAAAUUACUUACGAUGUCGAACAUUCCGCCAUUUUGAAAACGUCAAAUCUAAUUGCCUAAACACCUCCUGGGACGAUUCGGUCGAUUUGCCUAAUCAGUUGAGUUAAAUCGUCUCACAAAUGUAACGAUUAGCAUAAUCAACUUGGUUCACAAAUGCGUAUAAUAGCUAAUCGGUCUAAUCUAAUCGGUUAACAAAAACGCCUAUGGUUUUGGACAAUAGAUUUUGCAUCCUCUUCAGUAGGGAUAUGUGUAGUAAUUUAUUCAUAGGAAUUAUUGCUUUUGGCUCUCUUAAUUUGGUUUGCUCUAAAUUGAUAGCUCGAUGAUUAGUUUCAUCAAUAAAUUUAUCUGGGUAAUUUUGUUUCCGAAGAUAUACGCCCAGUUCAGCUAAUCUUUUAUUAAUUGUUUUGUAUCACAUGUUUGUAUUGUAUUAAAUGUUUUCAUUUUAUAAAUUGUGUUUCAUUGUAUUUCAUUGUAUAGAUUGUGUUUUAUUGUAUAAUCUUUUUUCAUUGUAUAAUCUGUGUUCAUUGUAUAGAGUGUUUUUAUUCUAUAAACUGUGUUCAUUUUUUUUU